Messenger RNA from Daucus carota subsp. sativus, 575 nucleotides. RefSeq lists its product as uncharacterized. NCBI's taxonomy places the organism in Eukaryota, Viridiplantae, Streptophyta, Magnoliopsida, Apiales, Apiaceae. The record is from RefSeq and is a predicted model, not a curated record. The transcript is spliced from 4 exons. The coding region runs from base 91 to 426 and encodes 111 amino acids.
UAUCAACCUACCCAUAACCAUCUUCGAAUCUAUACUCAUACGAAGCUUUUUGUUUCUUGUACCAAGCAUUCGCAGCGUACAUUUAUCAUCAUGACUGCUUCAUCCUCUUCUGCCGCUUCAUAUAUCCAUAUGGUGCAACACUUGAUAGAGGAGUGCAUAUUAUUUAACAUGAGCAAGGAAGAAUGCAUGGAUGCGCUUGCCAAACAUGCCAACAUCUUACCUGUCGUUACUUCCACAGUGUGGAAGGAGCUGGAGAAAGAGAAUAAACAGUUCUUUGAGGCUUACUCCAUGAAUACAAGAGAAAUGAGAAGUUUGGUUAAGGAGAAAUCAGCGGUUACUGAUUAUGAGUUGGAAACUAUGAAGCAAAGAAUCCACAAGAUGCUAAGCGAUCUUAGAUCUUCUGCAUCUGAUGGGUCAACUUGUUGACAUUAUUAAUUAUACACAGUGAAGAAGCUGCCUUCAGCAAGUUUGUUGAGAUUGAAACAGUUAUAUAUUUCUGUUUUGGGCUGGCUGUUACGGAUAGAUUAUUCAUCUUGCGUCCGGACAAGAUAAUAAAAUGAAUAUUAGAUGGGUUA